AUGAGCAACUUCUUGGAAGACGACUGGCCUGAACAGUACAAGACACCGUUUUCCCAUUACAGCAACCCGUUCGAUCACACACCUACGUUGACUCUACCACCGUCUACUUCGAGCGUGGCUCAUGGCUCGGGGUACCUCCAGCCGCGAAUGAGCCCUGCUUUUGGCCAUGGCGUUGAGGAUCUCAUCUUUACAGCCGUGACCAGCGGCUCAAUGGAAGGGCUGGGAAUUAGCCAUGCCACGGCCAAUCCCCCUUCUCGCGCUACUCUGUCCGGUGUUUCCAGUCCCAGUCUGGGCAUGUCGAACAAGACGGCAUGGUAUGAUCAAUCCGCAACGUCUCGGGUUCGAUCAUUCACCGCUCCAGCACCACAAUCUAUGCCACCAACACCUCAGACGUCUGCUUUGCCACCUACUCUCAUAUCACAACCUGUCCCAAUCGCCCCUCAUCCUGCCAGUGCGCCUUUGCGGCUCGGCAAACGCCUACGAAAUGAUGAUCAGUCUGAGACGGGGAGAUCGCCGCAACGCCACCGCUCGAAUAGCAACCAGAAUUCGCAAUUUUCUGGAGCCAAUCGUCCUCAAACCGAGCUUUCAGAAGAAGAUCAACUUUUAUUAAAACUCAAACACGAGGAGAAUCUGCCAUGGAAGGACAUCGCUAGAGAGUUUGAGACUCGGCUGGGACGCACGUAUCAAGUACCAGCACUGCAGAUGCGACAUAAGCGCCUACGUGAGCGGCUACGGACCUGGACGGAAGAUGACAUUUCGGCGCUCGAAGCCGCUUACGAUUAUUGGGAGAAGUCGAAAUUCGAAAUUGUUGCGCAAAAGAUGCUCGAGUUUGGCGCUCAGGAAAAAUGGCCUGCAAAAUACUGCGAACGUAAAUGGGAAGAGCUUCAUCCCGAGACCGCUAGUGCGACGUCGAACAUUCCCACCCCAGGCCACCAGGGAGCCUUACAGCUGGGGCCCUCAGCAGCUCCAUCCACUGAUAAUUGGAUGCCACAAGAUCAAGGGUCGGAAUUCGAGUACAGCCAAUCCACACCUUCCAUUACAAUGAUAUCGAGGAGCCCCGUCACUUUUGCCACUCCAGUGAUCAACCGAAGUCCUGUGCAGCGAAGUCCUGUGCCGGCCAAAAAUGAGCACAAAUUCGAGCAAUGA
Messenger RNA from Endocarpon pusillum Z07020, 1146 nucleotides. RefSeq lists its product as uncharacterized. The record is from RefSeq and is a predicted model, not a curated record. The transcript has 3 exons. Bases 1 to 1146 code for a protein of 381 amino acids. NCBI's taxonomy places the organism in Eukaryota, Fungi, Ascomycota, Eurotiomycetes, Verrucariales, Verrucariaceae.